Molecule: messenger RNA, 2107 nt
Organism: Nylanderia fulva
Lineage: Eukaryota; Metazoa; Arthropoda; Insecta; Hymenoptera; Formicidae
Source: RefSeq, a predicted model, not a curated record
GAAAAGUCAUCGCGGGGAUCCAGCUGAUGGUCGACGCGUUGGUCGGGCUUCCUCAGUUAUUGUUGGACCACGCGCUGGCUCGGAUUGCGCGAACGUCUCGUCUGGGCAAAUCCGGCCAGGCAAUUUGGAAAUUUUGCGGAAGUGGUCCAGGCGGCGACCUCGACUCCUUGGAUCGCGAGAAAUCUGCGGAAACCGAGAAGGAGGUGAAGCGAAGAUGAUACCGGAUACAGAGGCGGUGUGUCAGACUUCCGAGGCUGCGGUUGAUAGCGGCGACGAUAUGUACGAGAAGAUCAAGGACCGGCCGGAAAAGGAAGUGGCAUCGGUCACCGCCUGGAAGCGAUAUCAGCGGCUGGUGGCCGCGAUAGAGUCUCGGGGCGGCGAGUUCAACCGGAAGUCCCUGAUCGAGGCGAUCUUCCGCGGCAGCGAUCUCGUCUAUGCCAGUCAUUGAUCGGCGGGAUCAAUCGGAACGGGAAUUCUCUCGUGCAAUCUCAUGUCGAUCGACACCAAAGUGCCAGUAUCGAGUCGCGAACGAGCAGUGGCGUAGAAUUUGCGUGUCGCAAAAAUCGAGAAAAAAUCGUAGCGCUUCUUUGAAUCUUCUCCGAGUGUCCGAGUAUCUGUAUACUUUUGCGAGUGUAUAAGAAAAUGAUAUUUACAUGAAUCCUUCAUAUAUCGAAAUGAUAAAAAAUUACGAGCAAUUAUUUUACUUUGUAAAAGAUCUCUAUAAAAGGUUAAUAGUUGCUCAUUAGAAGAUAGCAAUUAUUCACGCAAUCAUUUAUCGCUCACAAAGAUUAAAAAUUCAUUAAUUGAAAUUUUAUUCUGUAAGUAGAUAUACAAUAUGUAACGCCAUUCACAUUCUUAUUAUUCUUCGAUGUUAUGAAAAUUUUUAUUAUGUAAUGACGUUAAAAAAGUAGGGUGUAAGAGCAGUUUAACGCGGGCAUGUGGCUGUGUAUUAUAGUUCGACGUCGCAGGUGCAUUUAUUUUUAGACUUUAUUUAGUGAGGAGAAUUUACUGGUUCCGGGAGGCGAAUGCUUUCGUAGGUCUAUACAUGUAAAAUGGAUAUUAUUACAUAUAUACGGAUGUCCUUGGAGGAGAAGAAACGAAGCCAAGUCUUUUUGUGGGACACAUACGCGUUGUCAUUAACAUUCAAAUCUAAAUUGCAUUAACACGUUAUUAUUAUCUACAUAUUUUCAAGUAGAAAAGAAACUAAAUAGCUAUGUAAUGGGAGCAAAAAUAUAUAUAUAUAUAUAUAUAUAUAUAUAGGUACAGCGAGAAAGACGAAAGUAAAGACAGCGUAAGUAGCCUCGAGAUGUGAAAUCUUUCGAAAAUAUGAAAUUAUUACCUUCGACGAAGAGAUACACCAGGUGUUUAAUAUAGAAAUCUUCGUAAUAGUCCACUUAAAAAGUAAAACAUUUCCGGCGAUUUAUGCGAUUCGUGAAUGUAAAUUAACGCGAGCGAACACACCGUGUUUCUACGCCACUGGCUAACGCAAUCGUAGAUAGAGAUACGAUCAACAAUGCCAAACCGUGUAUUACUAGUCAGCAUAAUAAAUCGCAGAUAGAGUAGGAUAGAUCGUUUAAUUAGGCAAUUAUGGCAACGCGGCGACGAUUACGGCGUCUCUAUCAUGCGACAGAUGAUGGAGGGCGUGUCUGUAAUCUAUCACAUGAGCUCAUGUGACAUUGCUAUGCUCGAAUCUUGCCAGUAACAUUUAUUAAGUGUGAUAGAAAAAAAAGAAAAAAAAACAAUACGCGAGGAAGACCAAAGUUAAUUAAUUAUGUAAACAUAAAAUGAUUACAUUCUCGAGAGAUUAAGAUGUAAUUCAACGAUAUGUAGAUAUGCGUAAGCAGUGGUCUCUUAAAUAUUGCAAAUGAGAAACGAUUUGAAUAAAUUUAAUAAAGUAAAUUAUAUACAUGUUUAUCUCUUUCAGCGUCGUGUCCUAUUACCAAGUUAUAAUUAGUUUUUUUUUUUACACAUCUUCAAGCAAAGAUAUUAAGUUUUUUUUAUACUUUGACACAAUUUUUUAGCCUUGCCGUGCCAAAUGAGAUGAAGAGGCGACUGCUGAAACUCUUUUGUAUAAACCCAGAAAUAAAAUAUAUUUGCAAUUAAUUUA